Molecule: messenger RNA, 13618 nt
Organism: Aplysia californica (California sea hare)
Lineage: Eukaryota; Metazoa; Mollusca; Gastropoda; Aplysiida; Aplysiidae
Exons: 16
Coding region: 1138-3246 (702 amino acids)
Molecular function (GO): lipid binding
Source: RefSeq, a predicted model, not a curated record
UUCUUUCUACGUCAACGGUUCUCUCGAAUUUUGAACGCUUAACGGGGAACACGGCAUGGGCGUAGUCUUUUUCUGCUGCUUCGAUUGUUGUCACUAGGUACAAAGCAACCAAUAAAAAGAAGUACUAGCUGGAUAGCCUAUAAAGCCCACGUACAAUCCUAAAUGUAGGCGCUAUUACCUCAGCUACUGUUGCAGUUUCUUAUAUACCGGUAUUCAACUUUGAAUUGGAUGAAAUUAACAGGUUAUGAUUACAGCUGUUUUUGAAUUCUCAAACCGAAAAAGUGGUUUUCGCUUAGCCAACAGUAGUGUGACUUUAAGAUAAAUUACAUUUUCACCACAUUAUGACGACAACUUUGUCUAAAAACGUUAUACCCCUCAUUAUUAUAUAAUCAGGUUGGUAGAGGGUAUGAUUAUAUUUCAAACAUACGUUGAAAUUGAACAAUAACUUGUUUAACCUGUACUUUUGUCGACGAUCGUGGGGGUAAAACAUCAAUUGCAACUGAUGAACAAAAAUGUCCUCGCAAAAAUGAUAUAUAAUAAUGUAUUCUUAUAAUGAUAAUAAUAUGUAUUUUAUAUAAUUGGAAGAGAUAAACAUAAUAUUAGUUUUGAGUAACCAUUGGAGGUAGGCCCCCCUCUUAUAUCCAUAGUACCAGCAUGCAGGCAGCCGUGGCAAGCAGCAAUAUCACAGAGCAAGAACAGCAACAAUUAUAACAACAACAAUUGAUUAAUUCACUUGCUUAAAAUUAAAUGUUCGUUCCAAUAAUUGCCCCUGUUGGGUUCUCAAUUGAAUCGUUUUAAAUUAAAUGCUCACCAAACCGAUAUUAGUUAAGGCUCUAUAGAGUUUUUAGGUUAUAGUAUAAUCCCAUGCAACGAGCACGAUCUUGUUGUCCAAUUAUUUAAUUUCGAUGCAAUAUUCUGAUGAAAUCACCGAGCAGGGUUUGAACGAGCACAUUCGUUUCCUGAAUGUGAACUCUCUUGUUGUGGAAGUGAAAUAGUUUAUUAUUGUGUGUCGGAUUGGGUCCCAUGAUUGAGUUCACGGUAACAGUUACACCUCUAUCUUCUUGGACGCCUAUGCUAAUGAGGAAGGAAACUCCAAGGAUGAAUUGGGCCUCAUUAGCUUCCACAAUAUCAUAAGUCAUGGAUCUGAUGUUCUUUUCUUUUUUAUCCACUGCUGUCUGUGUUUUGGUGGUGGUGGCCUUUAAGUUAAAUAAGUAUCUGUCACUUUUACGAUGGAUAAACGGCAACGCUUACGUUCUCAGCAAGAAAAGGGACCACUUCAGCAUUUUGGAAGUUUUAGACCUUUUCAAGAAUGUUAGGCCUUUCCCUAUAUCCAAUCAGAAGGGAUGGAAGAUUGACAGCUAUGCACAUGGACAUCGCAUCUGGUUCAAUUUCUUGACAUUUCCACACAACAUUAAUGCACCUUCAAUUAAAGUGUUUGCAGCUUUUGACAGAAUUGGAGCAUCGUCUCAGGCCCUACUCCAGGUGCUGAAAGACAUCAGUCAGUCGUGUGACUGGAAGCCGGGCGUGAUCUCAACAUCCCACACUCACAACCUCAAGUCACACGAAGUGCCAUCUUCAAGCCGUGGCUUGCCAUCUAUGCCUGUGCAGGUUGAUUGCAUCAAAGAGGAGAGGCUGGUACCCUUGGAGCCUAAGUUUUCCCUGCGCUACCAUGACCCGUGGGUUACUGAAAAUGUCAUUCCAACAACAUCAGUUGAGUUUAAAAGGUUUUGGCACAGGGAAGAUAACGGAGUUAGCUGGCUUCUACAGAUGAAUGAAAAGUUGCAGACAUGUGAAUUUUAUCUCAUCCAACCUGUGUCUGAUGUAGAGCAGUGCCUUUUGUCGGUUCUGACAUGGUCACAGACCCCAUCUCAGGCCUCCAAAGAGAGAGCUUCGAUCCUCCUGUCUUCUCUUGGGGAGUACAUGUCUGUGCGAAGGCUUCAGAAGACGCCAUUACUCUCCAUAACGCUACCUCAGGAUCUUUCAGAGAGUGACACGGAGUCAAGCGAUUCCAGUCAACGCCACGAGUCUUUCAGCCGUGACAAACCUCUUUUUAAUUCCUUUAAGAAGUUCAUCCUCGACAGACGGUCAACUAGUAACAGCAGUGACGACGGGAGGUUGAGCAAUUCAAACUUUCGUCGUGCACAGUUGGAAAGAUCUUCGUCUAUUCUGAAAUAUAAAUCACAGAAUUCUACGGCAAAUUCCAAAGGUGCUAAUGGUGUGGGGUCUGCUUCUGGGGAGCCAGCUAAGCAGUCCGGUGCGUUCAACCCUCUGUGCACGUCAGAGAACAAGGACUCGACCGAUGGUGCGGUGCGGAAACAAUCUCUGUUGCACCGGUCGGUCAGUGAUGGGAGUGCUCUCAAACAAAGUCGUCAGCUAGACAGGCAGCUGCAGGAGGAUCAGCAAGACGAGGAUGAUGACGGGGAAGAGAGUGUCAGACAGGGAGAGGAGGAGGAGGGGAAGAGGGAUCGAGAGGGAGAGGGGGAAGCUGCUAGUCAGAUGGAAAAUGAAGCCAAUGUGUCAGAAGAAGACAUACAAGUUGCUCAUCAUAAGACUCUGAGUAAUCAGUGUGCAGCAGAACUGUUGGCAGAGGCUGUGCGAGCAUCUAACAUUGAUCUGGAGCUGUCAUCUGACAAGCAAGCAGAGUCUUCGGGGGGUUGGUUAUUUUCUUCCUUUGAAAAAAACAUUGUUGUGUUAAAGAAAAUGCAAUCUCCUGGGUCAGCAGUCCAAAGCUACAUUGGCAAAGGCUUUGUCCUGGCUCCCCCAAAGACAGUUUGGGAUGCAGUAAAAAAUCCACGGACUCGGUUCACAUAUGAUGAUACCCUCAAGAAAGUGGACAUCUUAGAAUCAGUCAACAGUACUCUCAAAAUCGUGUAUUUUUAUCACGAGAGCCAGCAGUUUCUAAUGAAGAGCAGCUGUGAUAUGUGUGUACUGCAGGGUGAGAGGCAGGAGGGUGACAAGUACAUUCUCACGUAUUCGAGCAUCGAGCAUGACAAGAGUCCUCCACAGCCCGGCACCCUGAGGGCCAGGUUUCAUCCCAGUGGAUGGAUUAUUGAACCAGCUCGACAAGAUAACAAGGUCUACUCCAUUGUCACGUACUUAAUGCAGGUCGAUUUUGGUUCUCCACAAGACAACAGUGACAAGUUUCCAUUUGAAGACAUGAUCUCUAGGUAUCCGCUGAGUAUCGUCGACUUGCAGCAGUACCUCAAGCCAGCCAUGCAAAUGCUGAGGCGGAAAUCCCUCACUUGAUUUUUACGUAGUGUGGCUGUUGUUGUCCCACUGUUAUCUGACAUGUUCAUGACCAUUGAGGUGCUUUUGGAAAAUUAUUGGACUGCCUCCCUCGCACGACACCCAGUGAAGUUAUCAAGUUUUAGUCACGGUUUGUGUUCCAUGUGUCCGCACCACCUUGUUCGUCACCAAAUUUUAAAAUGUCUUGGUGCUAUUGUUAGUGUUGGUAAAAGAUUUUUUUACGGCUACAUAAAGCACUAUAACUCUUUGAUUUUGAGCUUGUUUGCUUUCAUCUUGUGUGCUUGCAAUUUUACCAGGUUUCCAUUAAUUUGAAAAGAUUUUUGUCAGUGUCAGAAUUUAUUUUCAAUAGACCUGCAAUGUUUGCAUUAGGUUUUGUUUUGGACUGUCAUCUGUUGACAAUAAUGUUAAGUCUCAAUCAUCGUACAACCCUCCCUCACCCACCACCUUAGAAAGGCUUCCACCCGUGGUGGUCGAUUUAAAUUUUCAGAUUUCUUUUGAGUGGCUUGACUAUUUUUAAAUGCCGACAUAAAAAUAUAUGACGCAUGCAGGAGAGGAGUUGUAAGCAGUCGCAAUAUCAGCUCUCUGUUCUUCCCACUGCAAUAUCUUUCAUUCUGUCUUGUAAUGUCAGUCUGUAAUACUAUGCAACCAGAAGUACUCUUGCAGAUAGAAAAGCUGGAAGAUGCUAUUCGUAUAUGUUCACUUUGGUCAUAUGUGCAAAGAUUUUUUUAGAAAAGUAUGGGAGGCUGGCUGAAUCAUUUUUGUCUAUAUAUAUUGCCUCUUGGGGUGUAGUCCCUAAGAGUCCUAAUUGUUAGUUAAGACCUCUUCAAAAAUUUUUAAUGGUUUGGUGCUUGCUUUAUACGCUACUUAUAGUUUUUUUGUAUUGUGUAGUUUUCUAACACUUCUUUAUUUGAAAUUAAGGUUAGAAAAUUAUAUCUGUUAUUUUAUUUGUUUCUGACCACCUCAUCAGAUCUAUGCUUUGCAUAUUUUUGUCCAAAAGUUAUUGGCUAUACUGGAAGAUAGCAUGUCAGGUCACAUGAAUUGUAAGAGGGCAAGUGUAGACAGCCAGAUAUUUGAAGCUACGGAUCUGCCUGUUAAAAUUAGCUUCAUCACUGUUUGUCCCUCUCCACCCCCUCCCCAAGAAAAUGGAAAUGGUGCCAGUAUUUUUUACCUAUGCUUAACAUUCACCUGAUGUGCCGUGACUGCGGCACACAUGCACAGUUAUAUAUUGUGAAAACGUUAGAAUUUUUGUGUCGUUGUCUGUAAAAGAUGUCUCCCUUAUUGGUCAUGUAAAAUGCUAGUCUCAGAUUCGUUUUCGUACAGUUUGGUAAGCUAUAAGCAUCUUUUGCCUUCUAGGUUUGACUUCUUAGGAAAGUUAAGCCUGUUCAUUUCCAAUAAAAAAUCUAAAAUGAAUGAGUAAAAUUUACUGAGGCAUUUUGAAAAGAGCAUACACAUGCAAUCAACAUGUGGGAUGUUUGGUUAUCUUUACAUUAUUCGAGUAAAGAAAAGAAGCGACAAUUUAUUGGAGAACCAAGGCAAGUAACAGUGGUAAUUUUCUUGAUUUUCCCUGAUUGCCGUAAGCAUGUGCUGCACAUUUAGAGCCAACCCAUGAUCUUGUCAAAGCACAUUGUAUAUAGGAUGAGACGACUGUAACUGUAUUAGAUGUCAUGUGAUUAUACCGAGUUACCAACCAAAACAAAUGUAAGAGGACAGGACUACUUAUUCUUCAUUUCUUAAUUUUAAUCACCAUUUUGACCCUCCCUCUCAGCACUUACUGUCCUUUUGACAGAAAUGUUUUUGGUGAUAUGUUUCUUCAGUGGGAUGAUAAUUCAAUGUCAGUUGAAAUGAAGUUGAAAGAAGUAUUUUUUUAAAACUUGUAUGGCUGUAAAAACAAUUUUGGGUGUUCUCUGAAAGCUGCAUUAAAUUUUGAGUUCCACUUACUUAAAACUCAUCAACGUGAUUCUGUGAGUUUUUUAAAUACUUAAUUAUUGUCUAAUACUAAUACCCAAGAGGAUAGCUCUGUUUAUGCUGUGAUCCAAGGGACCCCUUAUGCAGGCUCAAUCUGCAGUUUGAAAUGUACUGUAUACUUAUUUUUAGCUUUGGGUUUUGUUUAGUUUUUGAGGAGGGGGGUGGGUGCACUGUAUUUGAAUUUGUUACUUUUAUGAAAUCUUCGAUUUCAUGUCAAUGUUGUUUGCAAAAAUUUUGCAUUGGUUCCCGAAUACAAACAUGACAUUGAGUGACUCGUGAAUUCCAAAUGUUCGUGAAAAUUGAAAUGGACAAAACUCUCUUUAAAAAAUGUAGAAGAAAAAAAUAGUGUACAGUAUACAUUAGUCAUGGACACAAGGUGCAACACUAGACAGCUUACUCAUUUAGACACUUAUUGACCUGUCUUUACCUAGUUUUUCUUAAACUGUUACUAAUUAUACCUGAGACUGAAAAUGACCAUUAUGUCUUAUGCUUUCAGGUUGCCAUUUUUUUGGCCUCAUGUUACAUUGUAUAUAAUGUGGUCACAGCUAAGAUGUUGCUAGUGCCUAUAAUAAUUAAUGAUCCAUGUAAGAACAGAACUUUCUUCACCACCUCAACACCAUUGCGAGAUUGUUUGCCAUGACAAAUGACUUACUGGCACAGAGUUUCCACAUGCACACAGAUUCUGAGAUUUCUUGAUGUUUAUUUGUAAUGUGAAUGAUAUACUUUUUUUUAGAUGUAUUUGUUCAUGAUGCUAGUCAUUUCUUUUUGUUCCUUACUAUAAGUUUUGGACUUGUAGUUUAAAUGUUGAAUAUUGACAGCAUAUUUUAGACUUAUAGUGGGUAACAAAAGUGAUGAUUGUCUUAAAAGAAUUUUCUAAAAAGGGCUUCAGGUGUUCCCACUUUUUUUCACAGUAGAAUGCUUGAUUUAGUUUUGUAUUUUCACAUUAGGUUUUCUUAUUUACUCUUAUCUGUAUAUUCAUUCUAUGCAUCGAGACCAGUAUGUAUGUUAUGUGAUUUUGUAAUGUUUGGUGUUUCUGCACAAAGUGGGAAUUGUCGGACAGCUAUAUAUGUACGACUGCAAUAGAUAUUUAUAUGGUGCCUUUGUGAGUCUUUUCUCUUCAGGCAUGUGCCUUGUUGAAGAAAUGUGCUUUUUCUGUUGAGACUGUUAUAUGAGGGGCUAUUGCUUCAGCUUCUUAGAAUAGUUACAGUCUGUUCUUUGCCAAUAUACUUAUAUUGGGGGAGAGUUGCCUGUUGUCCUGUUCUCUUUGUAAGGGCUGCAGUUAUUUGUACUUGCUACUGGCCUGUCCUGUCUGUCACAGAUUUACCAUAUUAUCUUGAAUGUUUAUGUAAAACAUUUCUCCUGUGAAGUGGGGCUGUCAAAAUAAUACAUAGGUUUCUAUUUCAAAUCUGAGUAAUACAAGUUGAGCCCCUACAGACUUAAAAUUUAAUGCUCUGAUGGUUCAUUUGGGAGAAUGUCCGAUCAACGAAAAUAUACAGGCGAUCUUUGCCCAGACAUUUCAAGGAAAGCUUCAUCCUGCUUGCACUAUUUUACUAGUGUGUGCCCCAGCUUUGUGCCUUCUCAUGAACAAGCCAAUGUACUGCUGUUGUUUCUCUUGUGUUCAAGGUAUGUUUCUGAUCAGCACUUUUUCCAGCCUGAAAUGCAAUUUUUUCAUUCAAGCUCAUCCUGUACCCAGUAUUUGUGUUGGUGUAUUGUAAUGAGAAGUUGGGUUACUUAGUUUCUCUAAGCAGAUGGGCGGGCUGUUUCCUUCCUGUGAUCAGUCACUUACUGGAGAUGGAAAGAGUAAAGAGUAAAAUCAUUUCCUCUAGGGGACAUCUAUUUACUGUUUUAACAUUUGUUCUUUUUACUGUAAGCUGUUCUGGACUUGUGUGAAGCCGUUUAGAAAUAUUGUAAAAAUUGUCCAAGAUCACUGCCAUUUAUCAAUGAGAAAAGCGGUCGUCUUAGACAAGUGGAUGUCUUCGACAUUGUGAUUAUAACAUAGAAAAAAAACACAAGGGGGGAGGUGUGAAGUGGGUGUUUGUACAGGUGAUUGUCUUGGACAGGUGGCAAUUAGAGCAGGUUUCACUGGUUAAAAGUAUGGUACUUGUAUGUGUCGUAUAUAUCUUCAGGUAUACUUUUUGAACUAACUGUUUGUUGAAAUUGAUGUUUCUUCAGAUUGUUGUUACUAUUUACUAUGCCAUUUUCCUUCCUCUCUUUAAAAGCCUUACUUUAUGGAAUUCUUUAAAAAAUAUCUAAAUUACUAAAUGUACUAAUUUUGAAAAUUGAUGGGUUUUUUUACAAAGAGAAUUUUCUAUCGUAAAUUUGCUCUAUUUUUGUACAAAUUGGAUUGUAAAUUCUCUGUGAUGAACGUUGUUGUAUUUGUGAUACAAGCACUUGAUGAGGAUAAUAAGCUCUUUGAAAUUGCAAUAAAUUGUUGUGUGAUCAGUACCUCAUGCCCUCAGUCUGUGCACACAGUCCACAGUGCCUUAUGAUAUUGUGAGGGUAGAGAGAUCUGAUUUUUUAAAAGUCAUACAUUUCUUCAUGUAUGUUAUGCCUUUUAUGAUAAACAAAUUGUUUCCUUGGCCAGUGAAAAUGUUCCUUCACCUAAACCAAAGCGACAAUGUCAUAUCAAUAGAUUUUCCACAACAGAAUUUUUGUGAUUUUUGCUCAGCAAAGUUCAUACGUAGAAUGAAACAACCUGCUAUUCUUGGUCAAGCCUGAAGAGAAAAAGCUUGUACAGUAAUUUGAUAAAGUCUCUGUCUCAGGGCCAGAAAGGGAAAAUUCAUAGCUCUUUGUCUGACUUGAGUGAAGUUCUUCUUGUCCAUUGUAGGGCCUGAGUGAGAGACCUUAUCAAUGCACUUGGUGCAAAAGUGACAGGUCUGCUGUAAUGUGAAAUUGGCAUUAUUCACCGUGAAAGUAAAUUGCACAAAAUUGUUGAUGAUGUGUUUGGAUUCGCACACAGAGAGCACCGUACUGCAUCACAUUCUGUGAGCAUUCAGCAACGGAAAUGGCACCUCCUUUCCUUUUGUUUGACUUUAACGAGUCAAACUUUCAAAGACUAUAAUUCUAUUUGUCUCAAAGGUUUCCAUGAGAUUUAAUAUUAUUUACAAGCUUUUUUGUUCCUCUUCUUAAGUGAAAAGAAAGCCUAUAAAAAAUGCUGUGAACUCUUUGAAAUGGUAAAAAAUUAUGUUUGAAUUCCACAGACUAUUUGAAAUGAGAUAAUGGGGUAAGAACUUGUUCUGGAAAAUAAUGUCUGAGGAUACUUUAAAGAAAGGAUUUAUUAAUAGUUAUUAACAUAAUGUUAUGAAACAAAGUAUGUCUAUCAAAUAAUACUGUCUAUGUUCUAUAAAAUACUGUUGCAGUGGCUGUUCACAAUCACAGUCAAGUUUUAUGAGAAAAUCGAAAGUACAUAUUUCACAUAUAUGAAAGUAACAGAACUUAUUGUUUGCAAAGGGUAACACUUUGAGUGGUUUUCUUUCUUACAGAGACAGAGUUAUUAAUGCAAGGGCCUGUUCGUCUAACUUGUAUUCCUUCAAACAACACCAUCAGUCUAUUACAAAAAUGUUUAAAAGACACAGUUACAUUUGUCAUAAGUCAACCUGACUAUUUGACUUGCCUUGUCGGAACUGGGUGUUUUUGUAUGCAAUGUCUCUAUUUCUGCACACACUCAGUCAUUGGUAUUAUUGGUAUAUUUUUUUGUAUAUAUACAUGUAUGUAACAAAAGUACAGGGAAUUCUAUUUUUGUCCUGAGUAUAUUUUUAUUGUGUGUUUGUCUUUGUGUGUGUGUGUGUGUGUGUGUGUGUGUGUGUGUGUGUGUGUGUGUGUGUGUGUAUGUGUGCGUGAGAGAGAGAGAGAGAGAGAAAGAGAGCAUUUGUACUCACAUACAUGUGUGUGUUAUGUCUCCCUAUUAUGUCAUUUGAUUUGGACUUAAAAAUUCAGAAAGGAAAGCUGUAUGAAUGAUGUGCAUUUGCAAUUCUUGCCUUUUUAUAUUUAAAUGCUUUUUGUAUGCUUCAGACUUGAGAAUCUACAUGUGAGGUUUUGCGUUUUGAAACUGAAACGUGAAGACGUUGCGUUGACUGUCUAGCUACUUCUGAACUUCAGCACACAUGUUUUGAGCACAGGUGGCUAUUUAACAAAAUCUUUUUUUUUUACUUGUAAAGGGGUUCAUUCACCGAACAAUUGUGACACAACUGUGUUUCUUGUCAGUUCUGUACUGUAGAAAAAGUUGUUCCCAUGAUUCCCAGUAAAUUAAAAAUGUUAUUCACUGAUACCAUUUGGGCAACUUUAGACUUGUCACUGAGAUUUAAAGGCCCUUGAAUCGUCAUCGGGUGUAGCUUUAGUUAAACUGAGGUCAUCCUGCCCCCUAGCAACAUGAUUUUUGAAGGGUAGAACCAACGGUAAUUUCACCUUUGACGUCGAAUUUCUCUAAACUUGGUAGGGCCUACUGAGCAAAUAGAACUUUGUAAUUCUGAGGCAGCAUUUUAGUGGCCUGAGCCUCUCGCAGACUUGUGGUAGAAUUGUGUGUAUCAGUCUAGAUGUCUUUGUGGGCUGUGUAGCCAUAACACAAAAAUGUGCCAUAGACACCCAGAGGAAACAACAAGAAUAUUUACAGAGUUGUCUCCCUAUUCUGCUUCCAAAGGCCCCUUGUCACCUGCAACGUACAUCUAAUCCAAUGCUAAUAGUUAUCUUGUAUGGAGGCUACUAAUGAUAUUUGAAAAGCAGUAGCAUAACAGCAAAUUUGUUGAUGCCACUUAUACGCAGCUAUAAAUAUCACCUUCUAUACAAUAUUCUUUUUUUGUUGUUUUUAUUCUUUUUUGGGGGGGGGGGGGUAUUGUGACUGUCUACUGAGCGUCAGCUGUGCCAUUUGAUGAUGAGUACAAUUCUUGUACUAGAUAUGAGCCGUAGACCAGUUCUAUAAGCAAUUAGCCAAUAUAAUGAUAAUUUAAACUGAGAAAUUUUUGUUAAUAUUUUUUUCCCCAAUGCUUUCCUCAGAUAUUUAUUUGUAGGUUUCAAUGCAUUCCACUCAUGUUUACUUUUUUUGUCUUUUUUUCCCCACUUCCUUUCUACGUUGCUCAUUUUCUAUGUAACCCGAGUGAAAAGAUGCACAUAGUCAGUUUAUUGACUCCAGAUACAGAAAGAUGAGAUGGAUUAACAAGGAGAAUGGGAAGUGAAUGUCAAGAUCUUUAAUAAAUCUGAAUAAGGAUUUUUUAAUUAGUAAAAGAUUAAUGACUGAAAGGCUUGGGGUGGAAAAGAGAUGAUAACGAAAUUUUCUUUUAGCACUUUGCAUCUCAUCUGCUCAGCUCUGCCUGUAAGUGCCGCAGAUUAGAGGUGUUACAAGUAAUUCCAGAGAGUAACAAACACAAAAUAGAAAAAUAGAAGGAGGGGGGGAUAAGGACGAUAGACGUUUGAAUUUAAAAGUGCAUUCAUUUCUAGGAAUAUGGACCCAGAAGCGAAGUGUUAUCAACUUUACUUUCCAGCUUUUUUCAUAUCCCGGUUCAUGACGAUGCAGUCACGUCUUAUCCAGAGACAGCAGCGGACCUUUGUAUUGUAAGUGUUUAGCCUUGAGUGAGGAGUUGUCAUAUUUCUACGAUUUAUGUGUUUCUCAAUUAACUGUUCACCUAAUUGAUUCAUUCACCCAUCUUAGCACAUUGCCAUCUGUGGGAUAUUGGUUAGGCCCUUUGCUAUUGCACACAGGAGACCCAAGUUCGAGCCCAGAGUGGAGAUAAUUUUUUCUUGAAUAUCUUGGUUUUUCUGUUGGGAUGCUGCAUUCCUCUCAGCUCAGGUUGACCCUGACUGGAUAGUUUCUUUGCUGUGGCACACAGGAGACCCAAGUUCAAUUCCAGAGUGGAGAGAAUUUUUUAUUGAGUAUCUUGUUUUUUCUGCUGGGAUAUUGCGUCCCUCUCAGCUCGGGUUAGCCCUGACUGGCUGGGUUUGAAACCCUGCUCCUGAAUUGUCUAAAUUUUGUUGAUCGGGGCAUUAAAAAACACUGCAUAAAAAGAAGGGAAAAAACCCAUGGGAACACCUCUACUCUUCAGAAAAGAAUCUUGAAUUGGUAGUGAAUGGCUGACUGUAUAUCUUUAUCAGUCACCUUUCUGGUUUUUCUACUAGCAAUCAGGAAAUUCUGUAAGCCAACUCCUGUACAUAUAAUAGUUUGCUCAAAUUUUAUUUGGUUGCUCAUAACUUAAAAUUUUGUUCUUUGUUCCCCUUGUGAAUUUGACCUCCUCUCAGUUAGGUCUGGUGUUGGUAGAUAUUUAAACACUAAAUUUUUGUCAUGUUGUACAAUCUAGUUAGGAUGACAUAGGAUCCUGGCUCAGCUAAGCGUGUUGGUGAUGGUCACAGUUCUACUGUUUCUAUCUGGAAGUCUAUGUCAUUUUAUUGAUUUAUAACUGGUUUACCAUUUAAGUAUAAAUAUACAAACACUUUUGUAUUGUAGAAAUCAUUUAUGUUUUGAUAUGCUAUAUUUGUUUCUUCUGGGGGGGUUGGUUUUGUUAUUCAACUGAGGAGAAACCCUCAUGAAAAGGUUCUGGGCAUUUUGAGUUAUAAUUCAUGUUUUAGGUGUUUGUCUUUAUGAUUUUUAUUUCAGAACCAGUUUCCUUGCUGGAUCUCACAUUACUAUUUUUUUAAAGACCAAGGACAUCGGUGUGUACUUGCACUUGGUGAACUGUUCCGAUAGUUCUUUUGCACUUUUUGUCACACUGGUGGUCACAUGAUGUGCCUUCAAAAAGUUAUCCACCUCUUUGGACCUUUGUUACCUCUUCUUAAUGUUACAACCUAUUCUUAAUGUUGCACUGAUACUUAUAAACAUUAGGAUUUGACCCAAAUUAUUGUUUAUUAUGCUAUGUUUCCUUUAAACUUGCCACACCCAGUUGCACACUUGAUUAGUUUUUACAUGCAUACUCAGUUGGCAGGUGGCUGAAGAGCGCUAGUGAUGGGUCUUUCUUUCCUUUACUCUUCCCCGAGUUAAAUAUAAUCAUUAUUAUGUCAAAGUAAUUCUUUCUACUUCCUGGGUAUGACUACAGCCAUGGGCACUGAAAGUAUUUUCAAUUAGGUAUGACUAUUGAAGUUAAGCGAUUUGAGGACUUUGAGAGAAGUUGCUGGUUAAAAUCUCAUGAGUUUGCUGAAAAACUAACGAAAUCAAAGUCAUGUGAAAUUCCCCCCCCCCCCCCCCCCCCAACAUCUGCACUUUUACUUGUAAACCGCCUUCUGAAAACAAAGCCUGCCUGCAAAGAUACCACAAGGGAGAUUUCCCAUGGCCUGGGAGUGUGACUUAUUUCCUUAUUAUGGUUUUUUGUUUGUUUCAAAUUUCCUGGUUUGCGUUAUCCCUUAAUAGAUAUGGGCUGAAACUGAAAGGUUGGGAGUUUCUGUCACGGACAGUAAGCAGUUCUUAUCUUGCAGACUACUCUGCACAGGAUACUACUGAGUCUAUGAUUUCCGUGUUGUCUCUCUGUCUGGAAUGAAAUUUCUCAGCUUACCUGUACUAAAUUUUGAACCCUGAAAGUUCUACUAAAUCUUCAGUCGCAGUGUAAUUAACAUAGACGGGAAUGCUCCACCUUGUUUUAUGAAGUUAAAGUGAUAUGUUGUGAUGUACAACAUCCCCAAUUUUCCGAUUUCAUCUUUUAAUACUGAAAAGUUAACAUCAUUUUCCCUGGUUAUUUCAUAUAAUGGAUGGAAUUUUAUUUUUUUUAAUUAAAGAAAGAAUAAAAAGAAUUAGUGAGAGGGAGGAAAGUGAGAAUACUUACAAGACUUGUCUGUGUUUCUUUUUUUAUGUCAUAUUUUGAACUUAAAAAGUAUUCUUCUUUACAUCAUUGCCCCAAUUCAAGCAAUAAUCAGUAUUUUCUGUCCCUUAUUUUAUGACUCUGUGUGUGUGUGUGUGUGUUUAUGUCCAUCAGUGUUAUGGUCAUUGUUGUCUCACUUAUCAUCUUUUUCAUGAUGUUAAUUUCACAACUGUUGUCAUCAUCAUCAUUAUCAUAAUCAUCAUCACUGUCAUUUUGGGGCAUCUUCAUUGUCCUUGUUUUCAUUCAAAUUGUCCUCAUUGGCGUCUUCUUUAGCAUUGUCAUACCUUGUCAUUUUUGCAGUCUAAUUCUGACAGGUAUUAUACCCUGUUGAUCAUCUCAAUGAGUCUUUUUGUGUUCUUGUUUUGCAAAUGGAAUACUUAACCCGAUGAAUUGUGUGAUUUUGAUUCUAAGUCGCCUUUCAAAGCUUUCAGUCACUGUGGGUUUAUCUGGUUUCUUUAAUCAAACUGUCAAGCUGGAGCUUGAGUUUAUCUAACUUAUUAUACAGGCAAAAAUACAGAAAGCCAUUUUUUUCCUAUUGCAGAUUGAAUACUCAAUGCCUUAAAAUUGUCUAAGUAUAUGUCUUUCUUUUGGAAAAAAAAGAACAAAACAAUAAACAAAGCCAAAAAAAUGGAGAA